AUGGCGCGCCAGAAACAAGCAGCGCCCAUCCAACGCGCCACGUCCUCGGAGCUGAUGCAUAUGCUUCCAGCCGAUUCACCUCAAAAACAGCAGAAUGGCGCGCAAGCAGCUGUCGCGAACCAAGGCGCGGAGGCAAACGAAGCCGCAGACGGUCCUGGUUUGCGGCAACUCCUGAUUGGUGUCGGGGGAAUCUAUGCCUCAUUUCUGCUCUGGGGCUACCUUCAAGAAGCGAUCACCACAGGCUCCUACCCUGAGCGCCCUCCUACGGCAGCCGACCCAAAACCGCCAACUGAGCGCUUCACAUACUCGAUCUUCUUGAACACCAUCCAGUCCAUCUUUUCCGCGGUCUCCGGCCUUCUAUACCUGUACUUCUCCACUUCCAAGGGCGAAAAGGUCCCUUCCGUCUUCCCGACACGCAAGAUUGUCUUCCCUCUCGUCCUCGUCAGUAUUUGCUCGUCUCUCGCCUCGCCAUUUGGAUAUGCAAGCCUCGCGCACAUCGACUAUCUCACCUUUAUCCUUGCCAAAUCAUGCAAGCUUCUCCCGGUCAUGUUCCUUCACCUGACCAUCUUCCGCAAAAGCUACCCGCUGUACAAGUACGGUGUCGUCUUUUUGGUCACACUCGGCGUUGCGACUUUCACCCUGCACCACCCCGGAACAAGCAAGAAGGUUGCUGCGUCCGCCGCCGCAGAUUCGGGCUCGUCGGCAUGGGGGAUCUUCCUACUCUCAAUCAACCUCCUGCUUGACGGACUCACCAACACCACGCAAGACCACAUCUUCAGCUCCCCGCACCUGUACACUCGCUUCACGGGCCCACAGAUGAUGGUUGCGCAGAACGUCCUCUCUACCGUCUUGACUUCGGUAUACCUCCUGGUCAUGCCCCAUCUUUCCUCAACGGGCAUUAUCCACGCAAUCCUGCCCUUUCCCAUCCCACCCUCAACCGAGAACGAACUAACAGCAGCUGUUUCGUUUCUGACCCGUCAUCCUGAGGUCCUCAAAAGCGUACUUGGGUUCUCCCUCGCCGGUGCCGUUGGGCAGGUAUUCAUCUUCUAUACCCUGUCUAACUUUUCGUCUCUGCUGUUGGUGACGGUGACCGUUACCCGCAAGAUGCUCACCAUGGUCGUGAGUGUUGUUGCGUUCGGCCACUCUCUGUCCCCUGGGCAGAUGCUGGGAAUUGGGCUUGUUUUUGGCGGCAUUGGCGCUGAGGCUGCUGUUCAGCGGCAGGAGAAAAAGGCUAAAGCGGCCAGGGCGAAGAAGUCAGAGUAA
This is a messenger RNA of Aspergillus mulundensis, 1263 nucleotides long. Its product is annotated as UDP-galactose transporter HUT1. Gene Ontology annotation, cellular component: Golgi membrane; endoplasmic reticulum membrane. Gene Ontology annotation, biological process: UDP-galactose transmembrane transport. The coding region runs from base 1 to 1263 and encodes 420 amino acids. Gene Ontology annotation, molecular function: UDP-galactose transmembrane transporter activity; UDP-glucose transmembrane transporter activity. Lineage: Eukaryota; Fungi; Ascomycota; Eurotiomycetes; Eurotiales; Aspergillaceae. The transcript is spliced from 2 exons. The record is from RefSeq and is a predicted model, not a curated record.